Messenger RNA from Linnemannia hyalina, 1920 nucleotides. Lineage: Eukaryota; Fungi; Mortierellomycota; Mortierellomycetes; Mortierellales; Mortierellaceae. The record is from the annotation of a GenBank genome assembly.
AUGGCGUCCAGUUCGAGGGAUGGUCCUCACCUAGGCGACAACAUCCUCCUACUACCUUCCUCGCAGGCCGCCACACCCUCUGUUACCACGGCGAGCUCCCUCCAGGACGAUACUUCCUUAAACUCCCCGCCUUUCAAUCCAGUCCACGCACAGAACCACCCUACUUUUCACAGCAACAACAUUAACAACAGCACCCCCUCUCCUUCCGCUCAACCUUCAGUAACCCAACAACAGCCAGUCAUCUCCUUCUCACCCCUCCGUUCCACUUCUUCAAUCUCUUCACGGUCCUCAACAUCGUCGUCCUCUAUCGGGCGCAGUGGUGGGCGUCAUGGUCCAUUCCCUUCGGCUGCAGGCACCUCAGCGGCGGCGACGACACAGCCAACAACAGCCGCUAAUUCUUCCGUCUCUGCUACUGCUCAUGCAGGGGAAGGAGUUAACAGCGGAAGAGGCAGACCAGCAAAGGACUCACCCUAUUCUGCUAAUCGGGAGCAUGGAUCAAAAGCCUCACAGCUCCUUUACACUUACAUCCUCACACCCUUCCAGUCCCUCCAGCUCUACCUCACAACCCCCACCCGCGACCGUGAAGCCUCUGCUUCGACCUACCAUCCCGCAGUACGCAAGUUACCCCCCUGGCUACUACCGCAUUAUCGUGGCCGGAAACCCGUCAUCCGAUCAACCGUACUGCGACCAUUAUGUCGAAUGUUGCUUCUGAUUGUGAUCUUGGCGGUGUUGAUUGUCUCGACAUUGUUUUAUUCGUUCCGCAAAGGGCAGCCAGAGUUGUCGGAUUAUAGGGCGCUGACAGAGUUCAAUUGGACGCCUAUUAAUCCGCGAUCGUAUCUUAGUCCUAUGAAUACGAGCUUUGGGGAGAACUAUGAUGUGUUGCUUGACGGGCAUUCGCAUUCGAGAUAUUCUGACGGGCGGAUGUCGUCGGAGACGCUUUUGAAGUGGCAUAUCGCGAACGGAUACAAUGCGGUUAUUGUGAGUGACCACAACACCAUCAAUGGAGGACUUGCCGCAUUGAAAGUAGCCGAGAGCGAGGAGUACGCAGGAAAGAUUACGGUUAUCCCUGCCAUGGAGCUUACGACCUGCCGGUUACAUAUGAAUCUGAUCGGAAUCAACGAAACGAUCGAUUUUGCCAUCAAGAAGUGGCCGUCGGACGACGAGCUCAGACAGACCAUUGCUAGGGCCCAUGAGCUUGGAGGGCUGGCGAUCAUCAACCAUAUUCCUUGGAGUAACACCACCGAGUAUGGAUAUGAGUUGCCAAGAAUGCAGAAUCACCCGAGUCGAGAGCUACUGGUGGACAUGGGAAUCGACGGUUUCGAGAUUGCAAACGGCGGAACCCUGGAUACGAUCUCUCUCAAAUUCAUCCAAGACAACAACCUCAUUCUCAUCACGGGCACCGAUGUCCACUACCCCGACUCGAGCGCCUUCAGCUGGACCAUCCUCAACACCAACGGCAACCGGACUAUCGAUAACAUCAUGGCGCAACUCAAGGCCCGUCGGACGUCCUUUCUCUUUGACCCUACGGGUACUCAACCGCUGGCAUACCCACCCGAGAACCCUGUGUAUUACAAGACAGCGCCCCCGACGCUACUGGGACAGUACUUCCAGAUGUUUUGGAUUGAACAGACGGGAAUGUACUCGUUCUCACCGACGGGCGGAUUCUGUCAUGAAGAGUAUGUCACGAUCCGGUGGAAGUUGAUUGGAUAUUUUAUUGCGUGGGUGUUGGUAGGGUUUUUGUUGUUUGAGGCGGCGAGGUUGGUGAUUGUCGGGUGCUGUUGGGGCCCGUUUAUUAGGAGGAGACGGUAUUUGAGGAAGAAGAAGCGGUUGGAAGAGGAGGAGGGGUUGGUUGUGACUGGUUCUGGUUUGGAUGUGGACGCUGGGCGACAUGAGUUGGAGGAACAGCAGCAGCAGGUCUGA